Molecule: messenger RNA, 601 nt
Organism: Diabrotica balteata
Lineage: Eukaryota; Metazoa; Arthropoda; Insecta; Coleoptera; Chrysomelidae
Source: the annotation of a GenBank genome assembly
GACAUAACAUUUCACCUUUGACAGCUGUUCCGGUAUAAAAAAAUACGAUAAAUUUAAACAAGUAAUUAAGCAAAAUUGCGAAGUUAAUAAGAGUUUUCACACCUCUAAGAAGAAUGGCUUCAGCAAUAAUUCCACAAGUAAAAGAUGUAGAUAUCGAUCCGUCAGGAGUAUUCAAAUACAUCCUUAUAAAACUCAGCAGCCAGACCCCCGAUGGAAAACUCGAUGAUAAGCUCAUUGUUCGUGGGUAUGCUGAUUGUCCUUUCCACGCUGAUAUUAACGAUCAAGUUACUUCUGAUCUGCAGAAACUGAAAUCGAGUAAGAUAAUAAACGAUUGGAGAACCAAGGUGUUGGGUGGAGGACGAAUUCAGCACGAUCCUGAUGUGAAGAAGAUAUUGGUAUACGGAUAUUCUCAAGGUUAUGGAAAAGCUGAUCAUCAGUUAACAGUGGAUAUUUUAAAAACUGCUUAUCCUGAUUAUAAUAUUACUUAUUCCGAUGAAGGAUACUAGGAAUUACGUUUAAUUUAGCUGACAUUUGAAUUAUAAUAAAUAUUUAAUUUGUAUUUUAAUGUGGCAUUGAACUGAAUUAUAUAAGUUUAAAAAGA